Larimichthys crocea (large yellow croaker) is the source of this 2809-nucleotide messenger RNA. RefSeq names its product multidrug resistance-associated protein 9. Gene Ontology annotation, biological process: transmembrane transport. The transcript is spliced from 19 exons. Gene Ontology annotation, cellular component: membrane. The record is from RefSeq and is a predicted model, not a curated record. Gene Ontology annotation, molecular function: ABC-type transporter activity; ATP hydrolysis activity; ATP binding. Bases 9 to 2477 code for a protein of 822 amino acids. Lineage: Eukaryota; Metazoa; Chordata; Actinopteri; Sciaenidae.
CUGCAUAGAUGUACCUGCUGCAGGGCUCGGUAUCCGUGGAGGGGUCGAUUGCCUACACAUCUCAGCAGGCCUGGAUCUUCUAUGGGACAGUCCAGGACAACAUCCUGAUGGGGAACCCUCUGGACACGUCCAGGUACAACAGAGUCCUCAGCAGCUGCAGUCUGCAGGCCGACCUCGAUAUCCUGCCUCAUGGAGAUCAAACGCUGUUAGGGGAUCAGGGGCUGAACCUGUCGGCGGGGCAGAGACAGAAGGUCAGUCUAGCCAGAGCCAUCUACUCCAACAAGGACCUGUACCUGCUGGAUGACCCGCUGUCCGCCGUUGACACCCACACAGGAAAACACAUCUUUGAGAAGUGCAUCAAGAAGGAGCUGCAUGGGAAGACGGUCAUACUGGUCACCAACCAGGUUCAGUACAUGGAGUUCUGUGAUGAGGUUCUGGUCAUGAAUGACGGGACGAUCAUGGAAGCAGGAAGUCACCUAGACCUGAUGAGGGUGGAGGGAGUGUACGCUGAGCUUGUCACCAAACACCUGACAGAGCAGAGUGUGCCUCGGAUAAAGGAGAAGAAGAAGGUGGACGGUCAAAUGAAUGAAGGAACCAGUCCAGUCUUCAACAUGUCAGACAAGAACACAGAUGCACCGUCAUCAGACUGCAAACCUGCUGAUCAGCUGACCGAUGAAGAGGAUAGCAGGAAGAAUUCGGUGAUCCGGAGGACAUUCACAACAUUUGGACAGUACUGCAACGCUGGUGGCGGGUUUUGUGUGAGCCUCUUCCUCCUUCUCGUCUUCAUUGUGUUAAUCACAAACACAGUGUUGAGUUACAGCUGGCUCAGUUAUUGGCUGCAGCAGGGACAUGGGACAGCGAAUGUGACGUCUUCAGAGCGAGGAAAUGUUUCUCUGAACACCGACCUUCCCUUCUACCAGCUGAUGUUCGGAGUAUCAAUUGUUGUCUUGAUGAUGGUCUGCAUCAUCAAAUGUUUCUGCUACAUCAAGGUCACGCUUCACGCCUCCACCACGCUGCACAACAGCCUGCUGAACAAGAUCAUUGCGUGUCCAAUGAGUUUCUUUGAAUCGACUCCAACCGGACAGAUCCUGAAAUGUUUCUCCAGAUAUCAGGAGGAGAUUGACACUGUGGUGCCUCAUCAUCUCAACGUCCUGCUCACCUUCUUCCUUAUUGUCGUCAGCAUCUGUGUCAUCAACACCAUCAUAUUUCCCAUCAUGCUCCUGCCGAUCUUCAUCUUAGUGACGGUCUUCACGCUCCUCAUGAGGACGUUCCUGAGGAACAUCUCUGAGUUGAAGCAGACAGAGAGCAUCAGUCGUUCUCAGUGCGUCUCUCUGUGGACGUCCAUUGCUCAAGGACUGAGCACCGUCCACGCUUAUGACAAGACACACCACUACACACAGCUGUUUAAGACCUUGUGUGACAUCAAUGCAAACCACUUCAUGCUGUUUAACUCCGCCAUGCGCUGGCUCUGCUUCCUGGCGGAUUCUCUGUCUGCUGCUAUGACGCUGCCGGUUGCUCUGCUGGUCAUCUUCACCUCCAAUGAUGUCUGCAGCCCACCAAUGAAAGCCCUCGCUUUGAGUUACAUCAUCCAGUUGAGGACUAACUCUCAGUAUCUGAUCCAGUCUCUGAUGGAGGUGGAGACUCGGUUCAUCUCCAUGGAGCGACUGCUUGAGUACAUCACGGGCUGCGAGUCGGAGGGUUCAGGGAAGCUACAGGUGGAUCGGGUGUUAGAGGACUGGCCUCAGCUUGGAGCCAUCACCUUCUUGGACUAUAGGAUGAGGUACAGAGAGGACUCACCUGAUGUCCUCAACGGGCUGCAGCUCCACAUCAGAGCUGGGGAGAAGCUUGGCAUUGUGGGAAGGGCUGGCUCCGGGAAGUCGUCUCUGGCUGCGGCUCUGUUCCGGCUCGUUGAACCGACUGCAGGAAGUAUCCUUAUAGAUGGAGUGGACAUCAAGACCAUCAGCCUGUCGGAUCUGCGCACAAAACUGUGCAUCAUCCCCCAGGACCCCGUCCUGUUUACCGGUACUGUCAGGUAUAACCUGGACCCGUUGAACAGGUGCAGUGAUGAGGAGAUCUGGGCAGCGCUGGAGAAGACCUACAUGAAGGACAUAAUCUGCAGUUUGGACAGGAGGCUGAACACUGAGCUGACGGAGGGAGGACGAGGGACGUUUUCAGUUGGACAGAAACAGCUGAUGUGUCUGAGCAGAGUGCUGCUUCAAGACUGUAAGAUUGUCAUAUUGGACGAAGUGACAGCAUCUGUUGAUGCAGAGAUGGACGCUCAGAUCCAGAUCACGAUCCGAGAGGCGUUCAAGUCCUGCACAGUUCUCACCAUCGCCCACCGCCUUCACACAGUGCUGCAGGCUGACCGAGUCCUGGUCCUUGACCACGGACAGGUGGUCGAAUUUGAUCAUCCAGAUGUGUUGAAACAAAAACCAGACUCACUGUUCUCCUUUCUGCUGACUGCUGCAACACUGUGAUGUCCUGUAGUCCUCAAACACACCGAUGCUGUGACGUCCUGAAGUCGUCAAACACACCGAUGCUGUGACGUCCUGAAGUCCUCAAACACAUCGAUGCUGUGACGUCCUGAAGUCAUCAAACACACUGAUGCUGUGACGUCCUGAAGUCCUCAAACACAUCGAUGCUGUGACGUCCUGAAGUCAUCAAACACACCGAUGCUGUGACGUCCUGAAGUCCUCAAACACACCGAUGCUGUGACGUCCUGAAGCCCUCAAGCACAACGCUGUUUAUUUUUUGGAUUUAACUGAAAUCAGUUGUUUUUUAAUCAUUAAAUUAUUUUUUUAUCACUGAA